Molecule: messenger RNA, 867 nt
Organism: Endocarpon pusillum Z07020
Lineage: Eukaryota; Fungi; Ascomycota; Eurotiomycetes; Verrucariales; Verrucariaceae
Product: GTP-binding protein rhoC
Exons: 3
Coding region: 1-867 (288 amino acids)
Biological process (GO): small GTPase-mediated signal transduction
Molecular function (GO): GTP binding; GTPase activity
Source: RefSeq, a predicted model, not a curated record
AUGUCAAUAAGGACCUACGGGCGGGAGCAGCAGUUCGGCAACCUCUCCAGACACCAGUCCAUACUGAGUGAGAAAACACCCAGAUCCAACUCCAUCUCUCCACGAAGGAAGCCAGUUCGCACCCAGAGCACACGAACCAGCAAUGCUACCGUCAGCACAAACAUGAGCUAUUCCUCGGCCGGGCGAUUGUCAGAAGCAACCAACAUCACGCAACCACCGUCAUACUCCAAGAAACUCGUGGUUGUGGGAGACGGAGGAUGUGGCAAGACUUGUUUGCUCAUCAGCUUUUCGCAAGGAUAUUUUCCAGAGAAAUACGUGCCCACUGUUUUCGAAAAUUACAUCACACAGACCACACAUAACCCCACGGGUAAGAGCGUGGAGCUGGCGCUAUGGGAUACAGCAGGACAAGAAGAAUAUGAUCGGCUGCGACCUCUUUCGUAUCCGGAAACUGACCUCCUGUUCGUCUGCUUUGCAAUCGACUGCCCUAACUCGCUGGAGAACGUCAUGGACAAGUGGUAUCCCGAAGUCCUCCACUUCUGCCCUACCACACCCCUCAUCCUCGUCGGCCUGAAAUCCGACCUCCGAACCAAGAGAACAUGCAUCGACCUUCUCAAAACCCAGGGUCUUACGCCUGUCACACCCGAACAAGGCCAAGCCGUCGCAAAUCGUAUGGGAGCCACAUACGUCGAGUGCAGCAGCAAGGAGAUGCAAGGUGUAGACCAGGUCUUUGAGCUGGCGGUGAAUAUUGUGAUUGAGGCGGAAGAGAGCUCAUAUGAAGAUAGUAAAACGAUAAGUGGUGGUACUGGAGGCGGUGGGAGUCUGAAGGGCGGGAAGAAGGCUAAGAAGAGGACGUGUAGGAUUUUGUGA